UCGGUUUUACCGCACCACCGUAAUAGCUGCUGUCCGAACGCCGCGUAGUGAGCACGCACACCGUCUCGAGUCGGACACACGUUACAUCGUUUGCUCGUGUAUUUCUUGUUGCGUUAUUUUAUUUGAUUUUUUUUCAAUUAAUUUUAUUUAAUUUUUUUUUUACGUGCGUUCAUGAAUUUAUAUAGUAAUUUACAUUUAUUGAAAAGCGACUAUUUGCUUCGAUUGUGCGAUUAGAUCUAACGAAACUGUUCAAAAUACAAUUGCUGUACGUAUGGUCUCAUGCGGUGAACGGUUCGACACAAUACAACGAUGGUAGUACGGUUAUGGUUGGUUUUUUUAAUGGUCGAGCUGCUGUUGACGGCCAAUUCGAUGGAUAUGAUGGACGACGAGGACGAUUUGCAGAUGGAGGAUCAACUGGCGGAUCAGCUAGCCGAUCGGCUACCGCAAGGAGCGAUACCAAGAAAGACACCCGAAAGUUUGGUGCUCAUGCAAGGUGACAUGACGUAUACGGGAACCAUUACCAAAACCAAAAAAGAAAUUUACAUUUUGAUACCUCAAGACACGGAUAAGAGCCUAACUAUUACCGUAUCGCCGUGCGGCUCUACGCUAAACUGGUACCUAACAUUCGUAAAGGAACCGCGAACAAAAUUGAACGGACCAAAAACCGGACCAUUAUUGGCUGAGUACACCGGCGUAUCAAUACCCACGACCUAUUUUCGACCUAAGGCUAUUCCUGGCCUAUACUUUAUAACGGCUCAAGCUGUAAAUGACGAUUUACAAGUCAAGGUUGAUUUAUCUUUUGGGAAAAAAUCUCCCGUAGAGCAAAUUUGGCCGAGAUGUAUUAAAAUAAAAAGAGAAGGUGAAAAAGUUGCGCUCAGAUGGAACUUAAGCCCGGUGGAUCAUCACCUAAUGGAGUAUUAUUUAGUUAUCAGUACAUCGAAAAUUUAUUCCACGUUGUGUGAAGCCGAGGGCAGAUUGGCAGACAAACAAUUGAAUUCGUCCAUUGAAAACGAAGACUCGCCUCUAAACGAACGAUUGGAGAUACACUACUUAAAAGGCAACACACACUAUACUUUGAAUAAUCUGGUCAACGAUAAGACAUACUACUUUACGGUGUUUGCCGUCAACGGGUCUCGCAUGUCACCAACGCAACACGCAAACGCUACAUAUACAUUUCAAAGGCCAAGACCACUCGGGCUAAAGGAUGCCAAACCCGAAAUAGUCAAUCUGAGAGCUUUGAGCGGAAGAGCAUCCUUCAGGUACAAGGUAGGUCGUAAAACAAUGGCUGAUGGCGGUGACCCUAGUACGUUAUAUUGGUACGUGAUGUCGUGUAACGGGGUCGUGGAUGUAGAAAUCAGACAUAAAAAAGUAUUGCUGCUGAAGAAACGAGUAUUUGGCUACGAAAAAUUAAUUUUAAACAACAUUAAACGUGGAGAGAGAUACGUCUUAAAAGUGGAAACGGUUUCCGUGGAUGAAACUCAACGCGUCAGAACCAUUGAGGUGAUGGCAACAGUUCGACAGAAAAUGUUUCCUAUGCCUGAUAUGCCUGCAGACUUAAGCUUAAUAAAAUACGGUAAACGCAAUGACUGUCAAUCGGUAACAAUUGGAUGGCUGCCUGCUAAAUCUGACAGAAGUGUAUCGUAUUGCGUUUAUGUACAAGAAUACAAUAACAAUGUAGAAUUUUCGACGAAACCAGAUCAAUGCACCAUCUCAAACCGUUCAAUGGUUAGAAGAAACAAUAAUUCCAAUAUCAAAAAGAAGUGUUAUUUCGGUGGCAAUAAGAAACCAGUCAUUGAAAAAAUAUUAAAGCUGAAACCGUCGUUGACCUAUACCAUUCAAGUGACCGUUACCAAACUCAAAGGUAGAACAUUAUCGUACGACCGACUAAAAGUGGAUACAAACACCUGUGGGCUCAACUAAAACUUUAAACGACUGUGGUUUAUUAAAAAACCAACAUAACCCAACUGUUCCAUUCAUCGACAAAUGCCUACGCUAAUUGUUGAGACUGUCGUCUUCUCCGUUCUGUAAUCCUUCAUAGUAUUAUUACGUUUAAAUACUUUAUCUUAUGAUCAUUUUUUGUACAUUUUUAUUAUUGUUACUAUUAGUUUUUAUUAUUAUUAUUAUUAUUAUUAUUAUUAUUAUUAUUAUUAUUGCUUGCCGUUACUAAAAAUUAUGUUGUAAAACAUUUUCAAUAGGAGUGAGAAACGCCCCGAUUGUUAUUCUAUACCAUUAUAAUGUUUUUAUUAUUGUACAAAAGACAGGACAUCUGUUUUGUUGGGAUAACAUACGUGCACUGAAAAGUGAUUAAAUAGGUAGCUAUAAUUUAUCAUCAAACAUUCUGAAACAAGAAUAAUAGGAUAGUUUAAAAGGUAUACUUAUUAAAAUGUGUCAAUAUGCGGUGUUGAUGGGUACUGCAUAUUAUGUACCUAUAUUAAUGCCGCUUUGUACAACCUACCGUGUAUCACGCUGACAGUUUAAUCUUGUCAGGAAGGGGUCUGUGGAAUUCGAGAUCAUUAAAUUUGGAUUAUUGUCGAAUGAACCCCAAAUAUGACCUAUGUUAGGUCAGCUAUUUACAUCAUAUUAAUGGUUGAAUCAGUUCUUAGGAUUACUUAUAAUCAAUUUACUACUGUAAAAAGAGACAGAUAACUUAUUAUAAAUUGUAAUUAUAUGUUUUGCUUUACAAUUAUUACACAUUUUUAUGUACAAUUAUUUAUGAACAUGUUGUUUAUUUAUUAAUUAUUAGACUUCACUUUUUA
Molecule: messenger RNA, 2756 nt
Organism: Adelges cooleyi (spruce gall adelgid)
Lineage: Eukaryota; Metazoa; Arthropoda; Insecta; Hemiptera; Adelgidae
Gene: nord
Product: protein NDNF
Exons: 9
Coding region: 310-1920 (536 amino acids)
Molecular function (GO): protein binding
Source: RefSeq, a predicted model, not a curated record